Messenger RNA from Diorhabda sublineata, 531 nucleotides. Its product is annotated as keratin-associated protein 6-2-like. Bases 49 to 456 code for a protein of 135 amino acids. Lineage: Eukaryota; Metazoa; Arthropoda; Insecta; Coleoptera; Chrysomelidae. The transcript is spliced from 2 exons. The record is from RefSeq and is a predicted model, not a curated record.
GUUAAACAUAAACAAAUAUUUCCAUCAAACGUUAACAUUUUCAAAAAAAUGUUCAGAUUCUUAGUAGUUUGUGUUGCCGUUACUAUGGCAUCUGCUGCUCCAGGAAUUGGAUAUGGUGGUUACGGCAGUUACGGAGGUUAUGGAGGUUACGGCAGUUACGGAGGUUAUGGUGGUUACGGAGUUAUUCCAGCUGCUACUAGCUACAGUUCCAGAAUUGACCACCAUACUCCAAUUCUGAAAACAGCAGUAGUUGCUCCAGUAGUAUCGAAAGCUUACGUAUCGCCUAUAAGCUACCACAGCUCUCCCAUUGUAUCCAGUUAUGGCUUAGGACAUGGUUAUGGUGCAGGACUUGGAUAUGGCUCAGGAUAUGGAUACGGUUUAGGACAUGGCUACGAUUUGGGACACGGUUACGGUUUAGGCAACGGUUACAACUUGGGAUAUGGACAUGGUUGGUGAAUGAUCCGAUGAAUUUGUUGAUUUGUUAUUGUUCAAAUCUCAUAUAUGUGUUCAUUUUCAUAAAAUACUGAUGAU